Cynara cardunculus var. scolymus (artichoke) is the source of this 1621-nucleotide messenger RNA. RefSeq names its product UDP-glycosyltransferase 73C3-like. Gene Ontology annotation, molecular function: UDP-glycosyltransferase activity. The transcript has a single exon. Lineage: Eukaryota; Viridiplantae; Streptophyta; Magnoliopsida; Asterales; Asteraceae. The record is from RefSeq and is a predicted model, not a curated record. Bases 52 to 1533 code for a protein of 493 amino acids.
AGUUCAUAACCCAAAUGCAUACCAUUCUUCAUAACUAUUAACUUUACAGAAAUGGCUUCCAAUCUUCACUUUCUUGUCAUACCUCUAAUGUGCCCAGGCCACCUCAUCCCAAUGGUGGACAUGGCCAAACUCAUAGCACAACAGACGGUGGCGGUGACGAUUGUCAUCACGCCCCGUAAUGCCGAACGGUACGGUGCGGUUCUCAACCGUGCCGUGGCAUCGGGACUUCCGAUACGAAUCCUAAAACUCCGGUUCCCAGCCUUGGAGUAUGGAUUACCGGAGGGGUGUGAAAGUGUGGAUGAUCUGCCGUCGUUUACUUUAUCCAAGAACUUCUUUGAUGCAAGUGCUAAGCUUCAACAACCACUUGAAGAAGUGUUUGGGGAGCUUAAGCCUAGACCAAGUUGUAUCAUUUCUGAUAAACAUUUAGCAUGGACAGCAGAUGUGGCUAGAAAGUAUCAGAUUCCUUGGGUUAUUUUUGAUGGGAUGAGUUGUUUCACUCAGUUAUCUACACACAACUUAUGUGUUUCCAAGAGUCAUGAAAAGGUGGCUGAUUCGGAGCCGUUUAUCUUGCCUGGUUUGCCGGAUAGCAUCGUUGUGACUAAAUCCCAGCUCCCGGGCCUAUUCAAUCCAGGGAACAGUGCAAGAGCGAAGGAAAUGAAGAGUGUCCGUGAGCAUAUUAGAGCAGCAGAAUUAGGAGCAUAUGGGACCAUUAUAAACAGUUUCGAGGAGUUGGAAACAAGAUAUAUCGAAGAAUAUAAGAAACUAAAGCAAGGCAGAGUUUGGUGUAUUGGACCGUUUUCGCAAUCCAACAAGAAUGAUUUGGAUAAAGCUCAGCGUGGAAGCAAAGCUUCAAUCAACGAGCAUGAUUGCAUGAAGUGGCUCGAUUCUCAGCCUCCAGGAAGCGUAAUCUAUGCGUGUUUAGGGAGCCUAACACGUCUAACACCUCCUCAGUUUAUAGAACUCGCUCUAGGCUUAGAAGAGUCAAGGUUUCCGUUUAUUUUAGUGGUGAAAGGAGGAAGUAGAGCAGAAGAGAUAGAGAAAUGGCUGGGUGAAGAUGGUUUCGAAGAGAGAGUGAAAGGAAGAGGAGUUUUGGUCCGUGGGUGGGCGCCACAAGUUCUCGUCUUAUCACACCCUGCCAUAGGAACCUUCUUGACACACUGCGGUUGGAACUCAACCAUUGAAGGGUUCUCUGCAGGUGUACCAAUGAUCACAUGGCCUCAAUUUGCAGAUCAGUUCUUUAAUGAGCGGGUGGCUGUAGAAGUUGUGGGUACUGGUGUGGCGGUUGGAGCUAAAACAGUGAUGCAUUUAGGGGAAGAGGAUGAAGCUGGGAUACAAGUAAAAAGGGAGGAUGUGUGCAGGGUUGCAAAGAUAAUAAUGGAUGAAGGACGAGAAGGAGAAGAACGUAGACAAAAAGCAAAAUAUUUCCAGGAGAUGGCUAGAAAAACGAUAGAAGAGGGAGGAUCGUCUCGACACAACUUAAAACUGUUCAUCGAAGAUAUCAUGCUACACACAAAUAAGGGCCUGGCUGGCUAAGCUAUAGCAAUUGCUAGUUAUUUAUGAAGAUUUCUAUCGUGAUUCUUAUUAUUCUGAUACCUAAUAGAAGAUGUUUCAGUUGCUCCUA